ACCUUCAUAUUCUGAUAAAUACAGUAAAGUUAGAAUAACUGAGUCCUCCCAGCAUUAAUGUUACUGGAUGGACCUUCUGCUGCGUCAGAAUCUGACCAAAGCUGUUAACCCAGAAUCUCCUGAGCUGAACUUCUAUGUUUGUCAUGUUUGAAAGCCCUCCUUCAGAUGAAAUGAUGAAAACGUCAAAUUAUAUAUAUUUAAGUUACAAAACUGAAAUGGCACCAAAUAGAUUGACCUUUUUAAUCCUUUCUGGACAAUCGUCCAGAUGUUUCCAUUGGUGAGUGGAUCCUGUCAAUCAUGUCAGUCUUGUGUCAAUCUGUGGAUCUGAAAUCACAGAAGAUCCACACAACUCCAGUUUACAGUUUCUAUUCGGCUUCACACCUUGAAAGUCUUGUUUUUUUUAAAAGGGAAACCGAAAGUUCUGCAACCGUUGCUCCCACCUGCCAGGUGCCCCGUCCCCGCCUCCUUUGAGCGCAGGCCCCUCCCUGUGAGGUGAGCGCACGGGGAGGGGCCCCUCACCUGUCCGCGCGCUCACUGUCGGCCAUGGAGCGGACGGCGCGCGGUCUGGGCCGCUGCAGGUGCAGCUUCUGGCUGGCCGUGGCCUUCGACGCGGUGGGGGUGUGCGUGCUCAUGCUCGGCGUGUUCGUCAACGUUUCCUUCUACGACCUGCUGAUCUACGCGGGCGCCAUCAUCAUCUUCCUCAGCCUCAUCUGGUGGGUCUUCUGGUACUCCGGGAACAUCGAGGUGCCCCCCGCCGAGCUGGAGGACGACGUGGGCCUGCUGAAGAAGAACAGGGGCGGGCUCGGGGGGGUGGUGAGGCGCCUGUCCAGCCACGUGACCGCCGGCAUCCGAAACUCCCUGCGCCGGAGCGGACCCCCCCCUGGCCGCACCCAGAGGCCGUCCGCCAGCCAGCAAGAGGGUCAGGUGGCCGUUGCCAUGGCACCCAUUGACCCGCAAGGAGCCCAGCAGCAUGACGCCGAGAGUCCGCCCACAUAGCAGAGUCUGGACCGAUGACCGGAGGAUGCGGUUCUGUCUAGCUGGAGCCGGUCCGACAGUGGGAUGCUGCAGCGGGACGGCGGUCUGGACAGAGUCUGACUUUGUUUUCUUCAGGAUCUUUUACUUUUGAGAACAUUUGAUUCAAAGUUGGAAGAUGAAUUUAUGUGAAAUGCUUGAUUGGCCGUUUGCUGCAGGUGUAACGUCUAACCCAGCCAUCAUUAAAUCAUGAGAAACUUUGGGAUUCUAA
Oryzias latipes (Japanese medaka) is the source of this 1243-nucleotide messenger RNA. RefSeq names its product transmembrane protein 238. The record is from RefSeq and is a predicted model, not a curated record. Lineage: Eukaryota; Metazoa; Chordata; Actinopteri; Beloniformes; Adrianichthyidae.